GACAUCCAAUUCAGCCUACCCUAUGGCGCUUGAGUCAUCAUUAUCAAAAUUGCAUCCAGUUCAAGUCCACGGAAGUCUUGAACAAGGCACUCUGCCAUCACAUCAUCAGCGGAGAAAUCUUCGUGCUUCUCACUGCUUCUCAUGUCUCGCCAGUGUUUACCAAACACGCAUCCUCAAAAUUGCACAUCCACCAAAGUUGAUCAGCCGCUCUUACAUGUAUACGUGAACUCAAUCAGCACAUUUUCUCCAAGAACCACGGUUUCAUCAUGAGUGCCGACGAAUCCAUCGAGACCCUGCUGAAAUGGGCCUCGAAUAACUCAAUAACUCUCAAUGGCAUACAGCCAGAGGUUCUGCCAGGUAGAGGUAUUGGUAUACUAGCAACCCGGGACAUAAAGGCAGGCGAAGACAUUCUACAGGUGCCUACACCCCUCCUCCGCACAUUUGACAGCACUCCAAAGACAAUAGUCUCUCGUCUCGCGGGGGCCACUGUCCACGCCAUCCUCGCCACGGCUCUGUCCCUGGACAUGAACAACCCGCCAGAGGACUUUCUGCCCUGGAAAGCCGUCUUUCCCACAAAGGCCGACAUCCAGACGCUCAUGCCGCUUUGCUGGCCUUUGGAACUGCAAGACCUCUUGUCAGACACAUCACAAGACCUUCUAUCCAAGCAAAGAGCCAAAUUUGAGAAAGACUGGGCGCUCGUAUCAAAAUCCUACCCCGAUAUGUCACGAGAAGACUACCAGUACGCAUGGCUACUGAUCAACACACGGACAUUCUACCACACCACUCCACGAACGAAAAAGUCACUCCUCAAAGAUGAUAGGAUCGCGCUACAGCCGGUCGCCGACCUCUUUAACCACUCUCCUGACGGCUGCACCGUUUCGUACUCGUACCAGGGCUUCACCAUCACGACUACAAAGCCAGCUUCAAAGGGCGAGGAGCUCUUCAUCCGUUAUGGAUUUCACUCGAAUGACUUUCUCCUGACAGAGUACGGAUUCAUCCUUGAGUCUAACACCUCGGAUAGCGUGUGUCUGGAUAAGUACAUCAAACCUCUGCUGAAUAAAGAGAAGAAGAGUAUGCUCGACGGACGUGGCUACUGGGGGCGAUACAUGCUUGGCAGAGAUGGAGCGUGCUACCGCACGCAAAUUGCCUUGCGAACAUUGGUACUGAGAGAAUCCCAGUGGUUGAUGGUGCUUGAUGGUCUGAGGGGGGAGGACGUUGACCAAGACGCUGUCAAUGCCAUCUUGCUCAAGGCACUGAGGCAAUAUCUGAAGGACAUUGAGGUGGUCAAGGCAAAAGUCAACGAUGCAAGCACGGGUGACAUUACACGAAACACGCUGCGAGAUCGUUGGCAGCAGAUCCAAGAUCUCAUAGAAGCCACGGUGAAAGAGAUAGCAUGA
This is a messenger RNA of Emericellopsis atlantica, 1397 nucleotides long. Its product is annotated as putative SET domain-containing protein. Gene Ontology annotation, biological process: peptidyl-lysine monomethylation; peptidyl-lysine trimethylation. Gene Ontology annotation, molecular function: protein binding; protein-lysine N-methyltransferase activity. NCBI's taxonomy places the organism in Eukaryota, Fungi, Ascomycota, Sordariomycetes, Hypocreales, Bionectriaceae. The coding region runs from base 267 to 1397 and encodes 376 amino acids. The record is from RefSeq and is a predicted model, not a curated record. The transcript is spliced from 2 exons.